Messenger RNA from Dimorphilus gyrociliatus, 1051 nucleotides. The record is from the annotation of a GenBank genome assembly. NCBI's taxonomy places the organism in Eukaryota, Metazoa, Annelida, Polychaeta, Dinophilidae.
CAUGGACAAAGGUAGUUCUUUCAAUGAAUUUGGCCUAAUGGGUAAAAUUGAUGGCUUCGUUAGGGAGGAUAAUCUCAAAGAGGAUGCUAUUAAAAUUGUGAAGAAGAUAAAACCAGAAUGGAAAGAUGAAGAUAUACAAACGAAAGAAUUUUCCGAGGGUAUUACCAAUAAGAUUAUACUUAUUUGGAGUGGAGAGAGGGAGAAUGGUAUCCUAGUUAGAGUUUAUGGCGCUAAUACUGAUGUCAUUAUUGAUAGAAGCGUCGAACGCCGAAAUAUUCAAUUGUUGUGUAAAGUUGGAUGUUCGAAACCUCUAUAUGCUACUUUUGAUAAUGGAAUUGCUUACGGAUUUAUUGAAGGCGUCACUUUGGACGAAGAAACUGUAAAAGAUCCUGAAAUUUAUAGAUGUAUUUGCAAGGAGAUAAUUAGAUUUCAUUCUGUUGAGUGUGAUGGGGAAAAAUCAGCCUAUAUCUGGACAAAGACCAGAAUGUUUAUUGAAAAUAUGCCAGAAAAAUUUCCCGAAGAGGAACGCACUAAAAAGUUGAAAGAAAAGAUUGCCUCGAAAGAAACUCUCUUAAAUGAGAUGGAAAUGUUGCAAAAUGAAUUGUCGAAUUUAGAUUCUCCCGUAUGCUUUUGCCAUAACGAUUUAUUAUUGCAAAAUCUUAUUUAUAAUAAAGAAAAAAACAGAGUUUACUUUAUCGAUUACGAAUACGGAUUUUACAACUACGAGGCAUUUGAUAUAGCCAAUCACUUCAACGAAUACGCCGGAGUUAAUGAAGUAGACUAUUCAAGAUAUCCGGAUAAAGAAUAUCAAAUGAAAUGGCUCAAGACAUUUCUACGAGAGAAAAACGGUGGAGAUGUGGACAAUAAAGAAGUUGAAAAGCUUUAUGUUCAAGUUAAUAAGUUUUCCUUAUUAUCUCACUUUUUCUGGGGUGUUUGGGCUCUAAUUCAAGCGGCAAAUUCUUCAAUUGAUUUUGAUUUCUUAGAAUAUUCUAUCGUAAGAUUUGGGGAGUAUAAUAGAAAAAAAGAUGAAUUCUUAAAGUUAACUUUAUGA